UUCUCUAUAAAACACCUCCUGGCCCUCCAAUACGAAGACUUAUGAUGGGAGGUGCUUUAGGUUCUAUACAAGAUAAAGCAUUUAUUGCUUGUGGAACUGAAGUUAGAGGCUAUAGUCGAAAAGGAAAACAAUUUUUGGCAUUUAAUUCGAAUUUAACAGAAUCAAUUCAAUCUUUAUUUGUUUAUGGUAUUGAUAUGUUAAUUGCAAGCAAAAAUUCUUUUUAUCAUUUUCACGAUUGUAUUGAGAAAAGUCAUUUUUCUUGUAGCGACAAUAUUCUUGACAUUCUUUGUUUACCUAUAACAGAAGGUGGAUGGGUUGGACGUGGAUUAACACCUGUUUUGGCUUGUGCUGAUAAAACAAUUAAAGUUUUGGAUGGUUCAAGAAUUGUUUAUCAAGUUCCAUUAAACGAAGUCCCGACAGUUUUACAUCUUUUUUGUAAUGAUGGAGGGUAUAAUAAACAGAAAGUAUUGUUUGGAUGUAAAAAUGGAUAUAUUGGUUUGGUUGAUUUGGGGGUAGAUUUUUGGACAAUGUGUCAACAAUUUGAGACAAAAUCUUUUGGAACUAUUUCCACAAUUCAUUGUUAUCCAAUGAUGGGAGAGGAGAAUAAUACACAACCAGAUGUUUUGAUAGGAAAGGAUGAUGGACUUAUUGAAUUAUAUUCUGUAGACGAAAAUAAUAAUUUAACAUUUCGUCAAUCAUAUCAAUGCGAAGAAAGUAUUACUGGAUUACAAGGAGGGAGAGUAGGUAAUGGGAUAUAUCCAGAAUUGAUAGUUACUACUUAUACAGAUGAAAGAGAACGGUUUAAUAAUGAAAUGACUCGUUUAAAUCAAAUAGCAAGUGAAGUACCUACAAAUGGAGGAAAUAAUACAAGUUUAAUGGCUUUUACUAGUGAUGUUAAAGUUGAUUUAUUGGAUGUUGAAAGGAAUUCUGCAGUUAUUUCUUCAGGAAAUGCUCUUUUGGCUGUUUAUCGUUGUCAGGCUGAUAUUACAAGAAUGGAAAUGCGUAUUAGAUCAAUUGAAGGACAAUUUGGCACUUUACGUUUAUAUAUUGUACCUAGACUUGUUCCCCUUACAUGCAAGGUUUGUUCGUACCCAAUAAAACCCCUUGCCCUCCACGAACGUAUCCACUAUUUUGAUGAACAUCGCCCAAUGAAUACUUUAACUCUGACAGGCUCAUUUUCAAUAGCAGAAGCCCAUUCUUGGUUAGCUUUGUGUUUAGCUGAAGUUCCCGAGCGUUGUCCACAGGCAGAGACUGUUACUUUUAAUUUUCGUUCAACAUUUAAUGGAGGAACUCAAUUACAAGCUAAUUAUAGUAAAGGGAGAGUUAGUUAUCGUUCUGACAAUUUAUCCACAAUUGUUAUUUUACGUGAUGUUAUUAGCAGAAUUGUUUCUAUGGGACAAAUAAAAGUACAUAUUGCUUGUGAUAUUAAUGAGGAAAGUAUUAAAUGUUUAGAAUUAAUUUGGCCUAAAUUGGAAUAUCAAAGUCGGUUAGUUAGACAAUUGGAAUUAGCGAGAGGUUUAAAGUUCUUCAAAAAUGUUUUUAUCUAA
Meloidogyne enterolobii is the source of this 1547-nucleotide messenger RNA. The record is from the annotation of a GenBank genome assembly. Lineage: Eukaryota; Metazoa; Nematoda; Chromadorea; Rhabditida; Meloidogynidae.